Molecule: messenger RNA, 1734 nt
Organism: Pieris macdunnoughi
Lineage: Eukaryota; Metazoa; Arthropoda; Insecta; Lepidoptera; Pieridae
Source: the annotation of a GenBank genome assembly
AUGGCUACCCAUGAACUAGUGACUGAGCAAUUUGAGUUUUUAGGAAUAGAAGUUCUAAACGAUGUUUUAAGUAAAUGUGUUAGUUUAUGUGAAGAAUAUAAUGUUGAUGCUGAAACUUUUAUAGAACAGUGGAUGGCAUUUAGUUUAACACAUCUAAAUGGAGCUCCACCAUCUAUUGAAAAUUUGAAUCUACUUGAGAGGAGGGAAUUUUCCAAACGGACAUUGAGUAAAAGUUCAACCAAUGAAACUUCUCAUUUGAGUACCGGCGCAACUUUGCCGAUCUACGGCGCACCGUUGUCAGCGCAACCAGAAAAUGAAGUGCUAUCGAAUUAUAUGACUACAACUCCAAAGAGAAUAAAAGUAGAAAAUGAACAAAUCCAACAAAGUGAAAUAUGUCCUGUUACAUACUCCCCAACGGGAUCUUCAGCUAAGUACACAUCGAGAACAAAUCAGGGUUCUGUUGUGCAUUCAUACGGCCCUGACCAACUGUUACAAGAUAUUGAUAAAUGUGAUAAUUUAAAUUUGAUACAAUUAAAUGUGACACAAGUGCCGAAUGAUGAUGGAGAUCUGUAUAAUAAGGCAAUGUUUGGUUUCGAGUUACUUCAUGAAAAGGCAACUGUGUUUGAUAAUCACAUUCGGUAUAUAUCUCAAUGCAUUAUGAAAAAGAAUGGAAUAACUGAGUCAGUUUCGGUUUCAUAUAAAACUCAGUCCGAAGUGUAUGUCUCGGGACGUAUAGAAUGCGACGCAGAUGCAAGAUUAAACGCCAAAAGCGCCGUCUUACAAGGUACUUGGGAGAACUCAUUGAGUACCUCGGUGUCUGUUGAUAUGGAUAAUUUAAAGCAGUAUUCUCUUUUCCCCGGACAAGUAGUGGUAAUGCGAGGGAGUAAUCCUCGAGGCGAUAAAUUCGUCGCUACCGAAGUAUAUUACGACGGGGCUCGACCGGUACCAGAUAAAAAAGCUGAUCUGAUGAACACAUUAAAUGGAAACUUGUCUAUGGUGGUUGCAGCGGGUCCAUAUACAACGUCAAAUAGUCUAGCCUUCGAGCCGUUAAAAGAUUUCGUUGCGUACAUAAACAGGCAUCGACCUCACAUAGUCAUAAUGACCGGGCCUUUCCUAGACGCAGAUCAUAGUAAAGUCAAAGACAACUCUAUGGCUGAAACAUUCAAGUCCUUUUUUGAGAAACUCAUUGAUAGCUUAGGGGAAAUUAGUACUUCAAGUCCGAACACAAAAAUAUAUAUAGUCUCCAGUCAAAAGGAUGCUUUUCAUGUAAACAUCUAUCCGACUCCACCAUACUCAAUGAGGAAGCAGCCCGCUAAUAUAACUUUUUUGCCUGAUCCGUGUACUUUAAAUAUAAAUGGAGUGGUGGUGACAGCCACUAGCACCGAUGCCCUUAUGCAUAUAAGCCAGGAGGAAAUAUCAUUUGGAACUGGUGGUGACAAACUAUCUCGCUUAGCUAGUCACGUGUUAUACCAGCAAUGCGCAUAUCCAAUAUGGCCGCCACCAGCCUCGCUACGCAUUGACGCGCCUUUAUGGGCAGCGCAUGCGCAGUUGCCUUGUACGCCGCAUUUAUUAAUACUACCCUCCAAUUUUCGAUACUUUGUAAAGGAGCUGAAUGGGUGUGUGGUUGUGAAUCCUGAACAUUUGACGAAAGGCACUGGCGGAGGGACUUUUGCUCGUCUGCUUAUAACCAACCAAGAUACCAACAGUAUUGCAGCGCAAAUUGUGAGAAUUUAA